Messenger RNA from Sabethes cyaneus, 1073 nucleotides. RefSeq names its product WD repeat domain-containing protein 83. Gene Ontology annotation, cellular component: catalytic step 2 spliceosome. The transcript has 2 exons. NCBI's taxonomy places the organism in Eukaryota, Metazoa, Arthropoda, Insecta, Diptera, Culicidae. The coding region runs from base 171 to 1073 and encodes 300 amino acids. Gene Ontology annotation, biological process: mRNA splicing, via spliceosome. The record is from RefSeq and is a predicted model, not a curated record. Gene Ontology annotation, molecular function: protein binding.
UCGUUGACAGAGUCACUCUGGAAAUAAUAAACAAAAACAAAAAAGUGCAUACAUAUUCGUCGAAUUCAGAAUUCUCGCGAAUCGAUUUGUGUAAAUCUGUCUGAGCAUCAGUGCCAAACAUUUUAUGUACACUUCACUAAAUAGGACACGUCUCAAAUCUUACCCAUAUAAUGGAUAUAGUUUGUAAAAGUACUUUAGAUUGCAACCAAGGUGCUAUAAGAGCUGUUCGUUACAACGUUGAUGGCUCUUAUUGUUUAACAUGUGGCGCAGAUAAAAAAAUCAAGCUUUGGAACCCUCACUCAGGCUUGUUACUGAAAACCUACGGUGGCCAUGCCGGCGAAGUGAUGGACGCCGCUGGAAGCUGCGACAGCAGCUUCAUCGUAUCGGCCUCGGCAGACAAAAGUGUGAUCUACUGGGAUGUUACGACUGGAUUACCGGUACGUCGUUUGCGAGGUCAUGCAGGAUCUGUGCAAUGUAUUAAAUUUAAUGAAGAAUCCUCGAUAGCUGUUUCCGGAUCAACCGAUAAUACAGUCAUGUGCUGGGAUAUCCGUACGCGGAAAUUGGACCCUAUUCAGACUAUGCGUGAGGCUAAGGAUUGCAUUACUUCCCUUAUCGUAUCUGAGCACAAGAUUAUCAGUAGUUCUAUCGAUGGAUCAAUUCGACAGUACGACCUUAGAAAGGGGGAGCUGACCUGUGACACAAUUGGUAUCCCAAUUACCCAUAUUGUGCAGACCAAAGACGGUCAGUGCAUUUUGGCGGCAUGUUUAGAUAGUACCAUCCGCCUGAUAGACACCGACAGUGGCGAUCUACUGUCUGAAUAUAGAGGGCACAAAACGGAAGACUAUCACAUUGAAUGUGCCGUCAUACAGAGCGAUUCUACUAUUAUUUCUGGUUCAUCGGAAGGUUGUGCAAUCAUGUGGGAUUUACUGGAAGGCACCGAGCUACGAAGGUUGCAAAUGAAAUCCGGUGUUGUCCAUUCGUUAGCCCCACAUCCUACUGGUAGUGACAUUCUUUUUGCGAUCAAAAGGCAUGUUGAGGUAUGGGGAUGUCCAGAGGUAAUGGAAGAAGGGUAA